Agelaius phoeniceus (red-winged blackbird) is the source of this 645-nucleotide messenger RNA. It is a transcript of the gene TRAPPC5, whose product is annotated as trafficking protein particle complex subunit 5. The record is from RefSeq and is a predicted model, not a curated record. Gene Ontology annotation, biological process: endoplasmic reticulum to Golgi vesicle-mediated transport. NCBI's taxonomy places the organism in Eukaryota, Metazoa, Chordata, Aves, Passeriformes, Icteridae. Gene Ontology annotation, cellular component: TRAPPII protein complex; TRAPPI protein complex; TRAPPIII protein complex.
CAGCGCUUUACGGCGCUGUCGCUUUACGGCCGCGUUACGGCGGUGUCGUGCGGAGCACCGCGAUCGCCCCAGCCCACCAUGGACUCCCGUUUCACCCGCGGCAAGUCCCCGGUGCUGGAGCGCGCCCUGGGCCGGCCCCGCUCCGAGCUCUCCCUGGCCGCCUUCGCCCUCCUGUUCUCGGAGCUGGUCCAGUACUGCCAGCGCCGCGUGGCCUCGGUGGCCGAGCUGCAGGCCCGCCUGGCCCAGCUGGGCCACCACGUGGGGCUGCGAGCCCUGGACGCUCUGGUGGCCCGCGAGAGGGCCGGGAGACGCGAGACCAAAGUGCUGGGGGUGCUGCUGUUCGUCAAGGGCCCGCUGUGGCGGGCGCUGUUCGGGCGCGAGGCCGACAAGCUGGAGCAGGCCAACGACGACGAGCGCACGUUCUACGUGAUCGAGAGGGAGCCCGUGGUGAACACGUUCGUGUCGGUGCCGCGCGAGAACAGCUCCCUGAACUGCGCCGCCUUCGCCGCCGGGCUCCUGGAGGCCGUGCUGGGCGCCGCCGGCUUCCCCGCCCGCGUCAGCGCCCACUGGCACAAGGGCACCACGCUCAUGAUCAAGUUCGACGAAGCCGUGAUCGCCCGCGACAAGAGCCUGGAGGGACGCUGA